ACUCCGAACCCGUUCUUGAUUGGCCUCGGGCCCACGCGAGGGAGGGGGUCUGUCGUCCAGAGGCGGGGUGAGCGGCGAGCGCUGCUGUCAGGAGCAGGAGGGGGAGCCGCUGCUGGGGCCCCCUCCGCCAGCUGCUCUGAUGCCGGGGGCGUCCGAGCAGGCGGAGACCCAGCAGGAAGAGCCGCCGCAGCCGCCGUCGGAGCAGCAGCAGCAGCAGCAAGCGACAGAAGAGGAGCCGACUCCGCCUCCCAGCGGCCGCCGGCGUCCCCCGCCUCCUCUCACAGUCACUGUCGAGCAGGGGGAGGAGUCCAGCGGCAGUCGCGUACUCCGGGGAGGCCGGGAGCGCGGACGGGCUGCUGCAGCCGCCGCCGCCGCCGCCGCCGCCGCAGCUGCUGCCGCCUCACGCCGAAGGAAAGCCGAAUACCCGCGCCGCCGUCGCAGCAGCCCCGGCGCCCGGCAGAGCCAGGAGCCGGAGGAACUUCCGGGCGCGGAGGCCGAACCGCCACCAACCGUCGCCCCGCCCGCCGCUCCCUGCAGGAAGGGAACCCCACGCGGCGCAUACCUCGAUAAAUCUACAGUGAAAGAUCCCAAAGAAGAGACAGAAGAGGAAGAAGUCUCCAAUAUUAUUGCUACUGCAACCCCAGUCAGUACAGCCAGGCCCAGUCGAGGUUGGCGUAGCAACAGGGCAACUGCUGCCAUUCAUCAGUGUGAUGCAGAGAAUUCACGGAGCUCUAGAUCCAGGACUGGGUCCCUGCAACUCAUCUGCAAAUCAGAACCAAACACAGAUCAGCUAGAAUUUGAGGUUACAGAAGAGCAUUCGUCUCCAGCUGGAAUCAGUGAUGAAGAAGAAAUGUUCAUCAGUGAAGAAGAGGUUCCCUUCAAAGAUGAUCCCAGAGAUGAAACCUAUAAACCCCAUUUAGACAGAGAAGCUCCAAAGCAAAGAAAAAAAGCUGGAAAGGGAAAAGAAGAAAAAGAGAAACAGAAAGAGAUAAAAGUGGAGGUGGAAGUCAAAGAAGAAAGUGAGUUUCGGGAAGAUGAGGAGCCACCUAGAAAGAGGGGAAGAAGGAGAAAAGAUGACAAGAGCCCACGGCUUCCGAAAAGGAGGAAGAAACCCCCAAUACAAUAUGUACGUUGUGAGAUGGAAGGAUGCGGCACAGUUCUUGCACACCCUCGCUAUCUGCAGCAUCACAUCAAGUAUCAGCAUCUGCUGAAAAAGAAAUAUGUAUGUCCUCAUCCAUCUUGUGGGCGACUCUUCCGGCUCCAGAAGCAACUUUUGCGGCAUGCCAAACACCACACAGAUCAAAGGGAUUAUAUCUGUGAAUACUGUGCCCGUGCUUUCAAGAGUUCCCACAAUCUGGCAGUUCACCGAAUGAUCCACACAGGCGAAAAGCCAUUACAAUGUGAGAUCUGCGGAUUUACCUGCCGGCAAAAGGCCUCAUUGAACUGGCACAUGAAAAAGCAUGAUGCAGAUACCUUUUACCAGUUUUCAUGCAAUAUCUGUGGAAAGAAGUUUGAGAAGAAGGACAGCGUUGUAGCACAUAAGGCCAAGAGUCACCCAGAGGUGCUUAUUGCUGAAGCACUGGCAGCCAAUGCAGGCGCCCUCAUCACCAGCACUGACAUCCUGGGUUCUAAUCCAGAGUCCAUUGUCCAGCCCACUGAUGGCCAGGGCCUUCCCCUUCUUCCAGAUCCCCUUGGGAACACCACUCCAGAAGAGUGCCUAUUGCUGAACCCUGAUGGGAUGCCUAAGGCAUAUUGCAGUGGGAGUGACCGGGUCAAUCUGAUGGCCGACGGGAAGAUCUUUGUUGGCAGUGCUAGUGGUGAGAGUACAGAAGGGUUGGUCAUGAACACGGAGAUCCUUGGAGCUACCACUGAAGUUCUAAUUGAAGAUUCUGAUUCUACCGGACCUUAGUGGGAGAGGAGCACAUGUGUGUUGGGACAACUUGAACUUGUAUUUAAAAGAAUAAAUGGGGGGAAGAAACUUACUCAGUGCUGAGAAACUAAAACAUUUAAAUUACUAGUCAAAUAACUAAAGGGCCUGCUCCUUCUCUGCCCCACCUCACCCCCCCACCCCCGAAUGGAUCACUACACAUUCUUUCACAGUUCCCUUCUUGGAGAGGAAUGUUGCCUUUACCCUGAGAUUGACAAAGCAAAAGAAUUCUUGCAAUGCAGUGAAGGGAAGCAGCCAGAGCCUAUCCCCCCUCCCUGCCCUCCCAAAGUAAGCAAACCUCCUGCUUCUUGACCAUUUUGCAAGACUGAAGUUGUUUGUACUCUGGACCAGUAUCUCAUUCUUGGAACCUCCUUUGUUCCUCCAGUUGCAUCAUCCUGUUCUAUGCAUUAUUAAAUUCUGACCCUUGCAGGCUCUUAUUUUUUCUUCUAGGGCUUGGGAAUAUAGCUUGGCACUUUAGAACCUCUCAUCAGGAUGAGCUGUAAAACAGCAUAUAUUUCUCAUUUUUCUCAUCCUUCCCCUCUGCCUCUGUAAGAAAGAGAGGGUACUGGCGCUCUGGUGCUCACUUUUUAAAAGAGGGGUGCCAUCCUUUUAUAUAGUUGCUCUGGCUGCAAAAGUCCUGUGUGGGAGAGGCAGUGAGAAUGGGUGCUAGGCUUGUAAAAGAAAACUUGCACUUUGAACUUGUCUUGUUUUAAGUUGUGAUAACAAAUUCCUUAUUUAUUUGAGGUUUUUUUUUAAAGAUCUGUUUUAGUUGCUGUCUAGGAAGGAUUUUCUUUCAAAACUGAAAAUCCUUUGUAAAAGAUAUAAAGCAGAAGCAGCCUCUUCAACAAACUAUGUUUAGGAACUGACCCUCAUCCUACGUGAAGGAAAUGGCUAGUGAAAAAGAGUAGGUUUUAGCAUCCUUUCUAGUGAACAGUGAAGCUCCUGUUUGCUUCAGCAUUUGUUGUUGUUUGGAGGGGGAAGGGUUUCUUUGUGGAGGAGUGAUGGCCACUUCAAAUAUUUUAGCUGCUGCGGUCAUUGAUCCUUUCCUCACAUUUUACUCAAUUAUGUUGCAUUGUUACCUUUGCCUUUCUCUCUAGCUUUGAUGGGCUAAUGCCAUUAAGAGCAGCAAGUCUUGUCUUAUGGAAGUUAUAUUAACUGCUAAAUAGCUUGACAGCUCAUCCUCUAAUACACUCUGCCUCUUAGGCAUUUUGAUCUGGUCCUUAAAAAACAUUAAGAGGCAAAACUGACAUUGGGUAGUGGCAACUCCAGUUCUCAGCCAUAAAUUCCAUAUUCUCACAGACAUGUAUCUUCUUCUUUACAUGAAAUUUGGUGGUUUGGGUAUCACUGAGGGUAAAGCAUGUCUAUAUUUUCUGAAGAACAUAAAAAGCAACUGUGAUUGUUCAAAUAUUUACUUAGGACAUAAUUUGCAUGAGCUCUUGAGAGCUUAUGGUGGCACAAUAUCUUGGUGAUCAUAGCCUUUUCUUUUAGUGACCUAGUAUAUUCAUAUGACCAAGGACUGAGUUGAGGAAUUCUGUUGGGCAUGAUCAUAAUUAAACAGUUUCAUGUUGCUAACUUGUGUUGGAACAGUGCAUAUACUCAAGGACAGACAUAUUUUAGUCUAGAGCUGUAUUUCGCAUAGUUCUAAGCCCUGCUGUGUAGCACUCACUAGCAUUAACUGUACUUAUUCCCAGCCUCAUCUUUUUACAGUUUUGAUUAUCUGGAGAAGUCUAAAUGCAAUUCCUUUACUUGGCUGAAAGGUAAGAAUCAACAGAGUAUAAGAUGAAGCAAUCUAUUUUAGCCUUCCAGAAGUUUUAACCCAUAUCACACUGCAAUACACAACUAGUGUGUUGCAUACAACCUAGGGGCUGUAUACUGUACAGGCCUGACACUACUUUGUGAUUAAGGUUGGCGCUAGAAAAGUGUUUGCAAUUGAAAGCUUGUUAUGUGUACUGCUGAUGAGGCUGCCCUCUUAUCUUGACUACAAUAUAUUGGAUUUCACUCUA
Molecule: messenger RNA, 3930 nt
Organism: Elgaria multicarinata webbii
Lineage: Eukaryota; Metazoa; Chordata; Lepidosauria; Squamata; Anguidae
Gene: ZFP91
Product: ZFP91 zinc finger protein, atypical E3 ubiquitin ligase
Exons: 11
Coding region: 140-1909 (589 amino acids)
Biological process (GO): regulation of transcription by RNA polymerase II
Cellular component (GO): nucleus
Molecular function (GO): RNA polymerase II transcription regulatory region sequence-specific DNA binding; DNA-binding transcription factor activity, RNA polymerase II-specific
Source: RefSeq, a predicted model, not a curated record